CUUUCCACCUCCAUCUUGUUAUCGUCUCUCUCACGUGGGCGGCGGCCGCGCAUCUACGGAGCUCUCUCUACUCUUCCAUACUCAUCCGUCGCAAUCAUCUCCGAUCUACGCCAAAGCCAGAUCAUGCUCUUGUCGCCGACUCAACCGAUGGAAUGAACUCCAUACCUGCCUCAUCCACCUCGGCCCAUCCACCCUCAGUCUUGGCUGAGCGGCGGAACUGGAGGAGGUUAUCAGGCUUAUCUGUUCUAUCAUCACCCGUCGAUGAACGCCCGUCCACGGCCAACGGCCAUGCCCCCGCCAUCACCGAGGAGAUCAGCGAGAUCAAGAGAUACGAGGACUUCACCACCAUCGACUGGGUCCAGGAUGCGAUCCACGAACAGUCCCGACGGCGAGCGAAACGGCGAGACGGCUUUGGCUUCUGGGACCAAGAAGGCACUUUUGGGUGGAGACGCAAGGUGCGCGAAUCCUAUAACGCUGGGCAAGCUUGGGUCGUGAUUACAAUUGUCGGCGCGGUGAUCGGCCUGAUCUCGGCCUUGCUGAACAUCAUCACGGAGUGGUUGUCCGAUAUCAAACUGGGCCAUUGUACGACUGCGUUCUAUCUCAAUGAGCAGUUUUGCUGCUGGGGUGCGGAGGGAGGUUGUCCCGAGUGGAAGCCCUGGACGUCCUUUUCGUUCGUGAACUAUAUCAUCUACAUUUUUUAUGCGGUACUGUUCGCUUUCAUCGCCGCAAGUCUUGUUAAGUCGUUCGCACCGUACGCCGCAGGCUCCGGAAUCUCCGAAAUCAAAUGUAUCAUUGCAGGGUUUGUCAUGAAGGGCUUUCUGGGGGCAUGGACACUGUUGAUCAAGUCAAUUGCACUUCCGUUGGCUAUCGCAUCCGGUCUUUCUGUGGGCAAGGAGGGACCAAGUGUCCACUUUGCCGUUUGUGCCGGCAAUGUGAUCUCACGCCUCUUUGAGAAAUACAAACAAAAUGCCGCGAAGACAAGGGAGGUGUUGACAGCGACUGCGGCGGCGGGUGUGGCAGUUGCGUUCGGUAGUCCGAUCGGCGGCGUGCUUUUCUCUCUCGAGGAGGUAGCGAACUAUUUCCCGCUCAAGACCCUCUGGCGCAGUUAUUUCUGUGCCUUGGUGGCCACAGGAGUGUUGGCGAUGAUGAACCCCUUCCGAACUGGACAACUAGUCAUGUUCCAGGUGCAUUAUGACCGAACCUGGCACUUCUUCGAAUUGAUCUUUUUUGUCUUGAUUGGCGUUUUUGGUGGACUGUACGGGGCACUUGUUAUAAAGUGGAACCUCCGGGUCCAAGGCUUUAGGAAGAAGUAUCUCUCGCAGCAUGCGGUCAUGGAAUCGGUCAUUCUUGCAGGCUUGACGGCUGUUCUCUGCUACCCGAACAUGUUUUUGAGGAUCAACAUGACGGAAAUGAUGGAAAUUCUGUUCCGUGAAUGCGAGGGUGGCCAUGACUAUAACGGUCUCUGCGAGGCCAAGAAUCGGUGGACGAUGGUGGGGUCUCUGGCCGUGGCUACAAUCCUUCGUAUCUUCUUGGUUAUCAUAUCGUAUGGCUGCAAAGUGCCCGCCGGUAUUUUUGUGCCUUCGAUGGCCAUCGGGGCAUCAUUUGGCCGCUUUGUCGGCAUUUUGGUGCAAGCUUUGCAUGAGGCGUACCCCAAAUCCCAAUUCUUCGCGUCUUGUGAGCCUGACAUCCCAUGCAUCACACCGGGCACAUACGCAUUCCUAGGAGCAGGAGCAGCUCUGAGUGGUAUCAUGCAUUUGACUAUCUCAGUGACUGUCAUCAUGUUCGAAUUAACAGGCGCGCUGAACUACAUCCUUCCAACCAUGAUUGUGGUCGGAGUCACUAAGGCCGUUGGUGAUUGCUUCGGAAAUGGUGGCAUCGCAGAUCGCAUGAUUUGGGCCAAUGGCUUCCCCUUCCUUGACACUAAGGAGGACCAUGUUUUCAAUGUGCCUGUGUCCCAAGCCAUGACAGCCGAUCCAGUCUCCCUCCCUGCAGCUGAGUUUCCUGUUCGCGAAGCGGAGCAUCUCCUGAACGACAAUCAAUUUCAAGGCUUUCCCAUUGUCGAGAACCGGACAAAUAAGACCCUAGUUGGAUACAUCGGUCGUACGGAGUUGCGAUACGGGAUUGACCGUGCCAAAGCUGAGGGUUUGCUCUCUCCCAAUGCGACAUGUGUGUUCACCAAGGAAGCCGCGGAAGCCGCCAUCGCUCGCCGAGCGGCGGCGGCGGCUUCUACCUCCGCCUCGCAGCACCUGGCGCCCGAAACCUUCGAUGACAUUCACUCUAACGCCGGUGCAAGCAUUGUGGACUUGAGCCGAUACGCUGAUCACACCCCGCUGACUGUCCAUCCCCGGCUUCCCCUUGAGACCGUGAUGGAGAUCUUCAAGAAGAUGGGCCCGCGCGUCAUCGUGGUCGAACACCGCGGCCGCCUUACGGGCCUGGUCACCGUCAAGGACUGCCUCAAAUAUCAGUUCAAGGUUGAGGCUGAAGAGCAGGCCCUGGCAGCGACCAGUCCCCCGCAGCUCUCCCUUGGAGGGGCGUCGAAUCCUCGCGCGAGCGACACGCUGGAGGAACGAUUGUGGACCUGGAUGCAGCAGGUAGGGUCGUUGUUCUCCUGGGAGCGAGCCUCGCGGAUCCGACUGGGCAGUCGUAGGUCGGAGUCCCGACCAUCAGCUUCGGCUGGCAGCGACCAUCCGGAAGGAGCGGCAUCGUCUUCUUCUUACCCGCACGAUCCGAUGGAGUUAGAAGAUAGAUGAAAGCAGUGUUGUAUAGAGUAC
Messenger RNA from Aspergillus fijiensis CBS 313.89, 2771 nucleotides. Its product is annotated as chloride channel protein. The transcript has 7 exons. Gene Ontology annotation, cellular component: Golgi apparatus; early endosome; membrane. Gene Ontology annotation, molecular function: voltage-gated chloride channel activity. The record is from RefSeq and is a predicted model, not a curated record. The coding region runs from base 153 to 2750 and encodes 865 amino acids. Gene Ontology annotation, biological process: intracellular copper ion homeostasis; chloride transport; intracellular iron ion homeostasis. Lineage: Eukaryota; Fungi; Ascomycota; Eurotiomycetes; Eurotiales; Aspergillaceae.